UUUGUAGGAUUGAUUACAUUACUGGUUAUCAAAGUUAAGAGCGAGGGUGUCGAGAAAAUAAUUUUUAACCUUAUCUAGUGUGUGUUAUAAGUUCAAACUAACAUUAAUCCAACAAAAUUAACCUAAUUAACUUAAUAGUCAAUGUAGGACGUAUUAGACACAAUAGAAGUAGUUUGAUAAAACCUAUUUAAUCUAUAUGUUAAUCAAACCUUUAUUUACAUCAAGUAUAAAUAAAAUAGUAAUAAUAAGGUAUGUGUGAGUAGGAUAGAGUCUGACUGUUAUUAGUGUGUGGAAUAGACAAAGAAGGACAGAAAACGACCUUGAGGGAGUUUAAGCAUUGCUUGAACACGGUGGCUUGGCUGAGCAGCGGGAGAAGUAGGGGAAUAAUCAGUGGGAGACCAGUGUGAAGGAUAGGGAGAAAACAGUGGUGACAUAUCAGGGAGGCAGGAGCCUUCACGGCAGUUGUUAAGGUCAGGAGAAGUCUGUGUGCCCAUGUCACGCGUAGAAGUGCUCUGCACAAUGCGAGGAGGCAGAAAGGGAUUCUCUGGGACAGUGAAUUGAGUAAGCUCAGCGGCAAAUGAGGAGAGCUGGAACUGGCGGAAUUGUCUGCAAAGAAUACCCAUCGGAGACGAUCUAGGAGGCAUGUGUGGUGGAGCUGAGCAAAAAUAAACCAACAGAGAUAAGAUGUUAAACAGGGUAAAAUCAUGGUGACUGCUAGGCGCAGGCAAAGGAUAAUACACACUCAAGAGAAGAGUCUAUACACUAUGUAACAAUCAGUUCAGAAAGCACAAUUAAAAUAUAACCUGAGCACUAAAUAAUAUAAUCAAGCACAUGUAUACAGGCAAUCUAAUACACUGAUAUAACUCAAUUCAAUAAAAGUAGAAUAGCAAACAGCAUUAUAAAAAGAAUAAAGCAUAACACUUACCCAUUGCAGAUGCAGGAAGACAAAAUAGGCCACAAAAUGGUUGUUCACACUUGAAAGGCUGAAGCAAUGUAUGGUUGGGUCCAGAGAAAAUAAGGGCUUUAUAUACAAUAAUUUUUUUAAUAUAAAAUCAGAAAAAGGCCGAAUAUAAGGGGAAUUGGAAAAAACAGGAACUCCAAAUAUGGUGUUGUUUGGAGGAAUGAACACCAAGGCCAAAGAUAAGGGGAAUCUAAAGGUCCUAAAGGUCAGCGCCAAGGUCGAAAACCUAAACAGGGGACCGAGCAUCCUGUGGGCUGCAGCUGCUGGCAACAGAAUUCAGAGAAAAAGAAUCAAAGACAUCGCGAACACGAAGGCAAGAAAGGUGUGAAAGCACCCCUAAAGCACAAGAAAGAUUAAGCAAAGCCACAUCUCUUCCAGACGUCAGAAAUAAGAAUGAAAGGAAGAAAGAUUCGAACUCAGGAGGAGAAUGUAAGGAUGAAGAAGAUUUUGUCGUCCUGAACCCAGAAAGAGGGGAAAAGGUGCAUGUUCACGGAGUAUUGGAAAUGACACCAAAAAUGCCACGAAAAAGUGAUCCACUGCGCACAGAGGUGAAAACUUUGCAGAAAGAAAUGACAUUUCAUGAAAAAGAGAAUGCAGCGAACAGACAAGAACUGGCAGAAACCCAAAAGAGGAUGGAGAAAAUGGAAGAAAUUCUAAAAGACACUCGAAGGGAAAUGGACCAGACAAAAGAGAUCAUAAGGAAAGUAACAGGUGAAAAUCAUCAAUUAAAGGUGAAGCUAUACCAACAUGAACAUGCCCAACUCGAGGCAGAGAUACAGAGAGCAGAACAGAAAAGCUCAGAAAGAAUGGACCAUUGCCAACGAUAUAUUGAUGAGCUAGAAUCUCAACUAUCAAUGAAUCAGCAAAAAACCAAUGUAAAGGCUGGGAGAAAGGAAAGGCAGAAAAAAGCAAAAGAAGCUAUAACGGAAUUUCCACAUGAACGAAGGAUGACAAGGUCACAAGUACAAAGAAAAGACCACGAUGAUGAAGAAGAAGACAUGGAAGAAGAAGAAAGGACAAGUCCCAAAAACUGAAAAUCUUUACAGAUGCCAGUCAUUAUAAAAGGCACAGAAUCAGUAUACACACCAUGGUCAUUUAUGGAUCUUACGGGACUAAUAAACAGACUGCCUAACAUAUGUGAAGGAGCACAAAGAUGGAUAACACGCUUUGAAGAACAAACCAUGGGUCAGAUGCUGGCUAUGGGAGAUAUCAAGGCGAUUUUGACACAGUCAUUGGGAAAAGCUAAGAUGAUCAAAAUAUUGGAUCAGGCACAACUAGGAGACGUGGGGAAGGAUCAAAAGUAUGAUCUCUGGACAUUUGGAGCGAAAAGAAAAGACGUGUGGAAUGCACUUCGAUCUGCAUACCCAACUCAAUCUGAUCUAACCAAGGUGGAAAACCUGAAAAUGAAUGAAAAGGAGGAGUUGCGGCCUUCAUUCUUAAAUUACAGAACAAUUACAUUGUUCAAGAUAAUGUUGAAGAGGGCACUUCCAAGCGAAGUACAAGAGAAGCUUGAAUCAGUUGUGGGACUUAACGCCCUGCCCUGGGCAGCUUUCCAGGCAAAUGUCACACAUGCUGUGGAAAUGUAUAGGAAAAAGAAAGAAGCAAAUAAACAAGCAGCAGAAGAUUUGAUAACAUUGCUGCACAAAGCACAGCUCGGAGAGAUAGCAUGGAGCAAACAAGAAAAUCAAGAAAAACGCAAAGAAGAGAAAAGUUCAGCUAAACAAGCAGCAGUCAUGAUGGUACUAACGAAUGCACAGCAGGAUUCAGCUGGUCAAACCAUACCAGAUCCAGGAAAUCAGCAACUAAUGCCUGUGGGACAACCAAUGAUGGCCUAUCCAACAAAUCAUCAAUAUCCACCACAAAACAGAGGGUGGGGGCAAGGAAGAGGCAGAGGAAGAGGAAUGUUUCAAUCAAGAAAUUAUCAACCACCGAGAGGAGGAAGAUGCUGGAACUGCCAAGAUUCCAAUCACAUGAUGAGAAAUUGCCCAUAUCCAAUAAGACAACAGCAAGGUAACCAACAACAAAAUCAAAGCUGGCAAGACCCCGGAAAUUGGGCAGGACCAUGGAUGGGCCAGAAUCAGCAGAAUCAACAAACUCAAGCAAACUUUAGAGGCGGCCCUCCGGGGCCACCUCAAGGUAACAUGUGAAGAUGCCCAGAGAAGCCAGAGGGGGAGCUGGUACAGUGCCCCACCUCACUGUACCCUGCACAAGAACCAACCAUAAUGGUGGAUGUGAGUAACCAGCUCCAGACAUCGUUUUUGAUUGACACAGGAGCAACAUUCACAAGCAUUGGAAAAGAAGGCUCUAAGCUCCCCCUCUCACGCAAAGCAGUAAAGACAGUAGGCUUCUCUGGUAAAACUCAAACUUUGCAUUUCACAGAGCCACAAGACAUAACAGUAGAAGGAAUCACAAUACAAGCACCAUUGUUGUAUUCCCCUGAUACCCCAGCAAAUCUAUUAGGCAGAGAUGUACUGUGUAAGCUAGGAGCAAAAAUCUUCUGUGGACCUACAGGAGUGUGGGUCGAACUUCCUGAAAUCCUAGCUCAACAGUGUGUGAUGGUAGAAAGAAAAA
Messenger RNA from Silurus meridionalis, 3532 nucleotides. RefSeq lists its product as uncharacterized. The record is from RefSeq and is a predicted model, not a curated record. The transcript is spliced from 2 exons. NCBI's taxonomy places the organism in Eukaryota, Metazoa, Chordata, Actinopteri, Siluriformes, Siluridae. Gene Ontology annotation, molecular function: nucleic acid binding; zinc ion binding. The coding region runs from base 2008 to 3108 and encodes 366 amino acids.